CCUAAAAUUUAAUUAAUUCUCUAUUUUAUUAUCAAAACAGCUACCUUCCAACACUCUAAACAAACACACUCAGAUUCACUACUGCUUAGUACAAGCCCCCCUUAUUUGAAGUUUUUUUUGAAUAAUCUGCAAAAAAGAUGAUGUUAUUGAAUCUUCUUCCUUCAUCCUCAUCAUCUCUCACUUUCACAAAAUCACACCAUAACAAAAACCCUAAUCUUGUUUCAAGAAACUCAAUUUCUCAUCAAUUUAAGCCUAAAGAUUCAAUCUUUAACAAUACCCACAUCAAACCAACAUCUCAGAUCUAUAAAGUUUGCAACUUUAUCAAAACCCCAUAUGUUUUAAGUGAUUUUGGGCCAAAACCCACUUCACAUAUUGCUAAAUGUUCAUCAGAAGAUAGUCUAGAGUCAACCCCAGAUGUUGAAGUUGACAAAAAGUCAACAAACAAGACUCUGCAACUUGCUAUUGUGUUUGGAUUUUGGUAUUUUCAGAAUAUUGUUUUCAAUAUUUAUAAUAAGAAAGCUUUGAAUAUAUUUCCGUAUCCAUGGUUACUUGCUUCUUUUCAGCUUUUUGUUGGUUCUAUCUGGAUGUUAGUUCUUUGGGCUACUAAGAUUCAACCUUGUCCCAAAAUUGAUAAAUCGUUUAUUAUCGCGCUUUUAGGCCCUGCAUUGUUUCAUACUAUUGGUCAUAUUUCUGCCUGUGUUUCGUUUUCAAAAGUUGCGGUUUCGUUUACUCAUGUUAUUAAGUCUGCAGAGCCGGUUUUUUCAGUUGUGUUUUCGUCUGCUUUAGGUGAUUCCUAUCCUUUGUCUGUUUGGUUAUCCAUUUUACCAAUUGUUAUGGGUUGUUCAUUAGCUGCUGUGACUGAAGUUUCGUUUAAUCUUGGUGGGUUAUGGGGUGCUAUGAUUAGUAAUGUUGGGUUCGUGUUAAGAAAUAUUUACUCGAAGAAGAGUUUGCAGAGCUUUAAGCAAGUGAAUGGGUUGAAUUUGUACGGAUGGAUUACCAUUUUGUCGUUCUUUUAUCUGUUUCCUGUUGCGAUUUUCGUUGAAGGGUCUCAAUGGGUUCCUGGAUACCAUAAAGCAAUUGCGAGUAUUGGGAAUCCUUCGACAUUUUAUCUAUGGGUGAUGAUCUCUGGGGUGUUUUAUCAUCUAUAUAACCAAUCGUCGUAUCAAGCACUUGAUGAUAUUAGCCCGUUGACUUUCUCAGUUGGAAACACAAUGAAACGGGUCGUUGUGAUCGUGUCUACUGUUAUUGUUUUUAGGAAUCCUGUUAGGCCAUUGAAUGCACUUGGGUCCGCAAUUGCUAUCUUGGGUACAUUCUUGUAUUCGCAGGCGUCAUCAAAGAAGAAGGUUGCUAUCGAAAAGAAGGAUUGAAGAAAGCAUCAUAUGGUUCAUUUCUUAUCUUACUGUUAUUAGAAGUUUUGGCUUUUAAUUUUGUUUUAGAAAGUUUCAGUACUUUUUGGUUUCUUUAUUGAAGUAGGGUUUUAGUGUUUCCGUGACUUUAUGUGGCCUUGGUAGACUUUGGUAUUAUACUUCAAUGAGAGAAUAUUGAUUUUGAAAA
Molecule: messenger RNA, 1554 nt
Organism: Erigeron canadensis
Lineage: Eukaryota; Viridiplantae; Streptophyta; Magnoliopsida; Asterales; Asteraceae
Product: xylulose 5-phosphate/phosphate translocator, chloroplastic
Exons: 1
Coding region: 138-1367 (409 amino acids)
Cellular component (GO): Golgi apparatus
Molecular function (GO): phosphoglycerate transmembrane transporter activity; antiporter activity; triose-phosphate transmembrane transporter activity
Source: RefSeq, a predicted model, not a curated record